Neltuma alba is the source of this 1536-nucleotide messenger RNA. RefSeq names its product probable pyridoxal 5'-phosphate synthase subunit PDX1. NCBI's taxonomy places the organism in Eukaryota, Viridiplantae, Streptophyta, Magnoliopsida, Fabales, Fabaceae. The record is from RefSeq and is a predicted model, not a curated record. Gene Ontology annotation, biological process: amino acid metabolic process; pyridoxal 5'-phosphate biosynthetic process; pyridoxine biosynthetic process. Gene Ontology annotation, molecular function: amine-lyase activity. The transcript has a single exon. The coding region runs from base 93 to 1022 and encodes 309 amino acids.
UCACCGCCACUGCUUCUUUCUCUGUAGCUCCAUUUUUUUGUUUUUUUUUCCAGUCUCUGUUGCCUUUUCACCUUUCCUUGCUUCCUCUGCAAAUGGAAGGAUCUGGGGUGGUUACUGUGUACGGUAAUGGCGCCAUUGCAGAGACCAAGAAAACUCCUUUCUCUGUCAAGGUGGGUCUUGCUCAGAUGCUCCGUGGCGGCGUUAUCAUGGACGUUGUGAACGCCGAGCAGGCCCGCAUCGCCGAAGAGGCCGGGGCUUGCGCCGUCAUGGCACUGGAGCGUGUUCCUGCCGAUAUCCGGGCUCAAGGCGGCGUUGCUCGCAUGAGCGACCCGCAACUCAUAAAGGAAAUCAAGCAGGCGGUGACGAUUCCUGUGAUGGCGAAGGCCCGUAUAGGACACUUUGUGGAAGCUCAAAUCCUCGAGGCGAUUGGCAUCGAUUACGUGGACGAGAGCGAGGUCCUCACCCUCGCCGACGACGAGAACCACAUCAACAAGCACAACUUCCGCAUUCCUUUUGUCUGUGGGUGUCGUAACCUCGGGGAAGCUCUCCGGCGAAUUCGGGAAGGUGCGGCAAUGAUUCGUACCAAAGGGGAAGCAGGGACCGGGAAUAUCAUUGAGGCGGUGAGGCAUGUGAGGUCGGUGAUGGGUGACACCAGGUCUUUGCGGACCAUGGAUGAUGACGAAGUCUUCACCUUCUCAAAGAAGAUUGGAGCUCCAUAUGAUUUGGUGAUGCAGACGAAACAGUUAGGUCGGCUUCCUGUGGUUCACUUCGCGGCAGGUGGAGUUGCGACUCCAGCUGACGCCGCCUUGAUGAUGCAAUUAGGGUGUGAUGGGGUUUUCGUAGGGUCUGGUGUGUUCAAGAGUGGUGACCCUGCAAAACGAGCCAGGGCUAUUGUGCAGGCUGUGACCCAUUAUAGUGAUCCUGAGAUUUUGGCCGAAGUGAGCUGCGGGUUAGGCGAAGCCAUGGUUGGGCUCAAUUUGACAGACAAAAAGGUUGAGAGGUUCGCGGCUAGGUCAGAAUGAGUGUGUGUUCAUUGGCUUCUUGUUCCUUCGAAGAAAGUUAGCUGUUCAUGCUGAUUUUUGGUGAUUGAUGUAUUUCUAGUCUUGUUAGAUUUUUGACGUUUUUAUGUCUAAUAAGGUCAUGAUUUGCUCCAGAUGAUCAACAAUUUUAGAAUAAAGAUAGCACUAUAAGGGGAAUAUACUGGUGUUGCAUGGAGCAUAUUGAUGGCGAUUUUAGAUUCCUAGCAUCUAGGAUGUUUUCCUCCACUGCCUUCAUAAAUUUUAAACAAUCAUUGUUCCAACAAGCAUCUGUUGUUGAUCUUGUUGACGUGCUAUGAUUUCCUAAGCAGAUUCUUAGCAUUAGUUUUCGUCUUAUCAGUCCAAUCAGGUCCCCGCCGUCUUUCUGCGUGCAAGCUUGUGGACUUGGUGGUGCAAUCAAGAAAUGCCGGGGACAUGUUUGUAAAAAUCACAGGUCCAUAUUGGAUGUACUGAAACUUGGUAGACGUUUUUCUUUCAAAAGUUUCGGUCAUUUGGAUUA